AUGGCCGGGGCGCUGGCAGGUAUGGCCGCGGGCUUGCAGGUCCCGCGGGUCGCUCCCAGCCCAGACUCGGACUCGGACACGGACUCGGAGGACCCGAGUCUCCGGCGCAGCGCGGGCGGCUUGCUCCGCUCGCAGGUCAUCCACAGCGGUCACUUCAUGGUGUCGUCGCCGCACAGCGACUCGCUGCCCCGGCGGCGCGACCAGGAGGGGUCCGUGGGGCCCUCCGACUUCGGGCCUCGCAGUAUCGACCCCACACUCACACGCCUCUUCGAGUGCUUGAGCCUGGCCUACAGUGGCAAGCUGGUGUCUCCCAAGUGGAAGAAUUUCAAAGGCCUCAAGCUGCUCUGCAGAGACAAGAUCCGCCUGAACAACGCCAUCUGGAGGGCCUGGUAUAUCCAGUAUGUGGAGCGGAGGAAGAGCCCCGUGUGUGGCUUCGUGACCCCCCUGCAGGGGCCUGAGGCUGAUGCGCACCGGAAGCCGGAGGCCGUGGUCCUGGAGGGGAAUUACUGGAAGCGGCGCAUCGAGGUGGUGAUGCGGGAGUACCACAAGUGGCGCAUCUACUACAAGAAGCGGCUCCGUAAGUCCAGCAGGGAAGAGGACCUCCUGGCCCCUAAGCAGGCGGAAGGCGGGUGGCCGCCGCCGGAGCAAUGGUGCAAACAGCUCUUCUCCAGUGUGGUCCCCGUGCUGCUGGGGGACCCAGAGGAGGAGCCGGGUGGGCGGCAGCUCCUGGACCUCAAUUGCUUUUUGUCCGACAUCUCAGACACUCUCUUCACCAUGACUCAGUCUGGCCCUUCGCCCCUGCAGCUGCCGCCUGAGGAUGCCUACGUCGGCAAUGCUGACAUGAUCCAGCCGGACCUGACGCCACUGCAGCCAAGCGUGGAUGACUUCAUGGACAUUUCAGAUUUCUUUACCAACUCCCGCCCCCCACAGCCGCCCAUGCCUUCAAACUUCCCAGAGCCCCCCAGCUUCAGCCCCGUGGUUGACUCCCUCUUCAGCAGUGGGACCCUGGGCCCGGAGGUGCCCCCAGCUUCCUCGGCCAUGACCCACCUCUCUGGACACAGCCGUCUGCAGUCUCGGAACAGCUGCCCUGGUCCCUUGGACUCCAGCGCCUUCCUGAGCUCUGAUUUCCUCCUUCCUGAAGACCCCAAGCCUCGGCUCCCACCCCCUUCUGUACCCCCACCUCUGCUGCAUUACCCUCCCCCUGCCAAGGUGCCAGGCUUGGAGCCCUGCCCCCCACCUCCCUUCCCUCCCAUGGCACCACCCACUGCUUUGCUGCAGGAAGAGCCUCUCUUCUCUCCCAGGUUUCCCUUCCCCACCGUCCCUCCUGCCCCAGGAGUGUCUCCGCUGCCUGCUCCUGCAGCCUUCCCACCCACCCCGCAGUCUGUCCCCAGCCCAGCCCCCACCCCCUUCCCCAUAGAGCUUCUACCCUCGGGGUAUUCAGAGCCUGCCUUUGGGCCUUGCUUCUCCAUGCCCAGAGGCAAGCCCCCCGCCCCAUCCCCUAGGGGACAGAAAACCAGUCCCACUACCUUAGCCCCUGCCACUGCCAGUCCCCCCACCACUGCGGGGAGCAACAACCCCUGCCUCACACAGCUACUCACAGCAGCCAAGCCGGAGCAAGCCCUGGAGCCACCACUUGUAUCCAGCACCCUCCUCCGGUCCCCAGGGUCCCCGCAGGAGACAGUCCCUGAAUUCUCCUGCACAUUCCUUCCCCCGACCCCGGCCCCAACACCGCCCCGGCCACCUCCAGGCCCGGCCACAUUGGCCCCUUCCAGACCCCUGCUUGUCCCCAAAGCGGAGCGGCUCUCACCCCCAGCGCUCAGCGGCAGUGAGCGGCGGCUGUCAGGGGACCUCAGCUCCAUGCCAGGCCCUGGGACUCUGAGCGUCCGUGUCUCUCCUCUGCAACCCAUCCUUAGCCGGGGCCGUCCAGACAGCAACAAGACCGAGAACCGGCGCAUCACACACAUCUCCGCGGAACAGAAGCGACGCUUUAACAUCAAGCUGGGGUUUGACACCCUUCAUGGGCUUGUGAGCACACUCAGUGCCCAGCCCAGCCUCAAGGUGAGCAAGGCUACCACACUGCAGAAGACAGCCGAGUACAUCCUUAUGCUACAGCAGGAGCGCGCGGGCUUGCAGGAGGAGGCCCAGCAGCUGCGGGACGAGAUCGAGGAGCUCAAUGCUGCCAUUAACCUGUGCCAGCAGCAGCUGCCCGCCACAGGGGUACCCAUCACACACCAGCGUUUUGACCAGAUGCGAGACAUGUUCGAUGACUACGUCCGAACCCGUACGCUGCACAACUGGAAAUUCUGGGUGUUCAGCAUCCUCAUCCGGCCUCUGUUCGAGUCCUUCAACGGGAUGGUGUCCACGGCAAGCGUGCACACCCUCCGCCAGACCUCACUGGCCUGGCUGGACCAGUACUGCUCUCUGCCCGCUCUCCGGCCAACUGUCCUGAACUCCCUACGCCAGCUGGGCACAUCUACCAGUAUCCUGACCGACCCGGGCCGCAUCCCUGAGCAAGCCACGCGGGCAGUCACAGAGGGCACCCUUGGCAAACCUUUAUAGUCCUGGCCAGACCCUGCUGCUCACUCAGCUGC
Molecule: messenger RNA, 2591 nt
Organism: Piliocolobus tephrosceles (Ugandan red Colobus)
Lineage: Eukaryota; Metazoa; Chordata; Mammalia; Primates; Cercopithecidae
Gene: MLXIPL
Product: MLX interacting protein like
Biological process (GO): regulation of transcription by RNA polymerase II
Cellular component (GO): nucleus
Molecular function (GO): DNA-binding transcription factor activity, RNA polymerase II-specific; RNA polymerase II cis-regulatory region sequence-specific DNA binding; protein dimerization activity
Source: RefSeq, a predicted model, not a curated record